AUGACACAAUUUUUCUUUGCCUGCACAUUUGUGAUUGUGGAAAUGUUCAUAUUAGCAGCGAUGGCCUAUGACCGGUCUGUGGCUGUUUGUAACCCCCUGCUCUACACAGCUGCUAUGUCUCCUAAGCUCUGGGCUCUCCUGGUAGCUGGAACUUACAGAUGGGGUGGACUCUGUUCCUUGACAGUCACAUGUUCUCUCUUGGAACUAUCCUAUUGUGGACAUAACGUCAUAAAUCACUAUGGCUGUGAAUAUUCUGCUGUUCUCUCUGUGUCCUGCUCUGACACGCACUUCAGCCAGAUGGUGGCAUUCGUCAUUUCUACAUUCAGUGAAGUUUGUAGCCUCCUGAUCAUCCUCGCCUCCUAUGUCUUCAUAGUUGUCACUAUCACUAACAAGCCUUCUACGGGUGGAAUUCGGAAGAAAACCUUCUCCACCUGUACCUCCCACCUGACUGCCAUCACCAUUUUCCACGGGGACAUCCUCCUUCUCUACUGUGUGCCCAACUCCAAAAGCUCAAGGCUCUUUGUUAAAGUAGCCACUGUGUUUUACUCCAUUGUGAUCCCUAUGCUAAAUCCUCUUAUCUACAGCCUUAGAAAUAAGGAUGUGAAGGAGGCCGUCAUGAAGUUAAUUCACACCAGAUUGCUUUCUCACUCAGAGUAA
Galeopterus variegatus (Sunda flying lemur) is the source of this 657-nucleotide messenger RNA. RefSeq names its product olfactory receptor 5D18-like. The annotation marks the transcript as partial. Gene Ontology annotation, molecular function: G protein-coupled receptor activity; olfactory receptor activity; odorant binding. NCBI's taxonomy places the organism in Eukaryota, Metazoa, Chordata, Mammalia, Dermoptera, Cynocephalidae. The transcript has a single exon. The record is from RefSeq and is a predicted model, not a curated record. Gene Ontology annotation, biological process: G protein-coupled receptor signaling pathway; sensory perception of smell. Gene Ontology annotation, cellular component: membrane.